This is a messenger RNA of Durusdinium trenchii, 1207 nucleotides long. Lineage: Eukaryota; Dinophyceae; Suessiales; Symbiodiniaceae. The record is from the annotation of a GenBank genome assembly.
CCGUGUGCCGAUGACUUUCUAUGGCUUUCUUCUAGAUUCUGGUCGAUGGUCCUGUUCCGCGCGGCUUUUGGUCGGCUCAAGUCAGACAGCUGGGGGAUUCGUAAGCUGUCAUGAGCCUCUCGCCAUGGAGCGACCGAAUCGGCUCAGAUCCCGAGGCAGCUCUCGUUCGCUUUGGCGUUUGCCAGCUCGCGCCUCGAGGCUCGCAGUGCUGGUCUUGGGUGCCUUGCUUUUGCUAAGCUGCAGACACUGGGCCUUUGUGCCAGCACCUUCGUCUCGGGAGCCCCCCCCGCCAGAUGUCCUCAAGACUGCUGCCACUGGCGCGGCGGCGGUGGCUGGUGGCAUGGCCAUGGCCUCAGCAGCACUGGCGCAGGAAGGCGUCAGUUUGGGGCUUUCAGAGCAGGAUUUGACCCCGGAGACCUUCAGGCCUGUUUGCCCAGCCAGCGAUGGACUCUACGGCUUCGGCAAGGCGGCGGCCGAUGGGUUGUUAGGCUCCGAAGGGGCGGAGUACCGGCCCCUGGCCAUCGAAGCCUUGCUGCGGGUGAGGUUGGAGGUUUGUGUCCUGGAGUCCUUCGUCUACGAGGCGGUGGUGCCCUUCGUGCAGCGCAAGGGCCUGGGGUGGAUCCUCCCGUUCCACGAAACCAUCGACACGGUGAUCGCAGGAACGGUCUUUGCCGUUGCGGUGAACUUCAUCCUCUUCGGCACCACCAAGAUCUUGUCGGUGCUGGGGAUCUAUCACGAUUUCCUCAUCGGCGCCCCCUUGCGCCUCAUCGGCUUCGCCAUCUUGCCGGAGCGCAAGCCCAAGGAUACACCUCUCAUUCAGAUCAACUGGCCAGGAACAAAGUCACAGGAGCAGAUUGAAGAGGAGGAUAAGGAACCACCUGAACCGCCAGCAGCACCCUUGGCCAUCUUCGGUGGCAUUUGCAAGGGCUAUGGCAUCUUCGCCGAGAUCCUCAAGGACUUCCUGGAAGGUGUGGACACCUUCGCCGGGCGCUACCUCGCCUUCUUCAGUAUUUUAUACAUUGCUUUCAAGUGGGCACACUUUAGACUCUUCAAUGACUUCCCGCCCUUCUGACGGAGCAGAUCCAGAUCCAAAGUGAGCAGACCAGCGACGGAACGGAGCCAGCAGACUUUGAAGGUGCUGGAAAAUGGAGCCCGCGCGCGAGCUGCGUGAGGCUGCGCGUGAGCCGCUUGCGUUCGCGCGGCGGAA